Messenger RNA from Coregonus clupeaformis (lake whitefish), 894 nucleotides. RefSeq names its product proteinase-activated receptor 3 (gene hcar2). The record is from RefSeq and is a predicted model, not a curated record. Bases 1 to 894 code for a protein of 297 amino acids. NCBI's taxonomy places the organism in Eukaryota, Metazoa, Chordata, Actinopteri, Salmoniformes, Salmonidae. Gene Ontology annotation, molecular function: G protein-coupled receptor activity. Gene Ontology annotation, cellular component: membrane. Gene Ontology annotation, biological process: phospholipase C-activating G protein-coupled receptor signaling pathway; positive regulation of Rho protein signal transduction. The transcript has a single exon.
AUGGAGGUGUUCUUCAACUCGUCUUUGCUCUUCAUUUCACACAGACCAUUAAACUCCAGCAUACGGGACAAGACUGUGUAUGAGCAGUGUGAUGGCAUGCCAGCUGUGCUUCUAUUCUACCUGGCGCUGCAGUUCAUCAACAUGUUCCUGGGGAUCCCAGCCAACGUCAUGGUGCUGUGGCUCCUGCACAAGAACAAGAGUGACUCCACCACCUCGGACAUCUUCAUCCUGCAGCUAGCCAUCCUGGACACCUUCUUCUGCCUCAUCCCCCCUCUGGAGCUGGCCAACAUCGUCUACCUGAGCACCGCCAGCAACUGGUACGUGCUGCGCUUCUUCUAUGGCGUCAAGGACUCCUCGCCGCUCUUCCUCUCCUGCAUCUGCCUGGACCGCUACAUGGCCGUGCUCCACCCAAUCACCUUCACAGAGCUCAAGGACCGCCGCCACCGGCCCGUGCUUGCCGCCGUCAUGUGGCUUGUCACGCUGGCCUACUCCGCCGCCAAGUGUGUGGGCAACAUCUUUAACUUUGAAAUAGUCUUCACAGUCAUGAUCCUGGCGGCGUUCGCCUUCAUGAUGUUCUGUAACGUCGCCAUCCUGUGGGCCCUGAAGCAGUCUGGGCCGGGCCGCGACGAGAUGCACCCCGUCAAGAAGAGAGCCUUUAAAAUGGUCCUCAUCAUAUUGGCAAUCAUUGUUUUUAACUACUUCCCUCCCGUGGCUCUGUUCCCCUUCCAGCAAUACUUCUCCCCUGAUGUAUUCCAGUGCUACAUCCACUACAUUGCCUUUGGCUUCAUGGACAUUAGCAGCAGUAUUCAGCCUGUGCUUUACCUGUCCAAAGAGAAAAUACUACCACAGAAACCUGGCUGCUGCUGUACCGGAAAUAAAGCCAACUCAGGAUGA